UAAUACUCGACUAAUAUUAAGUUGACGAAAUUUUUCUUCUUCGUUCUUCAUUUUUGUUUGUUUGUUUAUCGUCGAUUAUCGUUGAUUAUAUUAUCGUUGUUAUCCUUGGAAAUCGUAUUGUUUUUUUUGUUGUUGUUUGGUUGAGUUUUUAUUUUCAUUUUAAAAAAAAAAUUUUGUCAAUCAAAAAAAAAUUAUCAUUCAAUUCAAAAGAAAUUUAAAUUUAAAAAAAGAAAAUGGUUAAAGAAAAACAAAUUCGUACAUAUGAUCAGGAUGGUUUUCGUCGACGUGCAGCCUGUUUAUGUGUACAUGAUCCGGAUGAAAGUGAGAUUAUGCUUGUCACCAGUACACGUGCACCAGAAUAUUGGAUUGUACCGGGCGGUGGUGUUGAACCGAAUGAAGAUCCAACACAAGCUGCUAUUCGUGAAACUGUUGAAGAAGCUGGUGUUAAAGGUGUUGUAAAACGUUCAUUAGGUGACAUCGAGAAUCAAAAACGAAAACAUCGUACAUCAGUUUUUGUACUUGAAGUACAUGAAGAACUUGAAGAUUAUGAAGAUUCUAAAAGUAGAAAACGUCGUUGGUUUCCUGUACAAGAGGCAUUAAAAUUAUUGGCAAUAUAUAAACCGGUCCAAUGUACUUAUAUAAAAUUAAUGAUACAAACAUCAUCAUCACAAAAAUUACAUUGUUUAUUAUCAUCAAUAACGGAUCAAUCAUUAAUGACAAAAACAUUGAAUGGUCCUUCAUCAUCAUCAUCAUCAUCAACAUCGAUAAUGUUCAGGAAUAAUCAUAAUGAUUCAUCAAGAAAUAAUUAUGAUCAUUCAAUCAUUAUCAAUAAUCAUAAUGAUGAACAAACAAAACCAAUGAUCAUAUAUCGAAGCUCAACAAUUGAUUCAGAAUCAUCAACAACAUCGAUACCAUUUCAAUGUGAUGAUAAUUUUGAUGAUGAUAAACAAAGAAUAAUAACUCAAAAUCAAUGUGAUCUUACGACGACGACGACAACAACAACAACAACAACA
This is a messenger RNA of Dermatophagoides pteronyssinus (European house dust mite), 1013 nucleotides long. It is a transcript of the gene Aps, whose product is annotated as diphosphoinositol polyphosphate phosphohydrolase 1 Aps. Gene Ontology annotation, cellular component: nucleus; cytoplasm. The record is from RefSeq and is a predicted model, not a curated record. Gene Ontology annotation, biological process: diadenosine hexaphosphate catabolic process; adenosine 5'-(hexahydrogen pentaphosphate) catabolic process; diadenosine pentaphosphate catabolic process. Gene Ontology annotation, molecular function: bis(5'-adenosyl)-hexaphosphatase activity; diphosphoinositol-polyphosphate diphosphatase activity; bis(5'-adenosyl)-pentaphosphatase activity. NCBI's taxonomy places the organism in Eukaryota, Metazoa, Arthropoda, Arachnida, Sarcoptiformes, Pyroglyphidae.